CUAUUCGGUUCGCCUCACGACUCGACCAAUGAAAAGCUUCGAGUCGGAUACGUUUACGGUGGGUAAGGUGAAGGGGCAUGGCUAUCAUUAAAUUUCCAUCGUACCAUUGUAUUUCAUAUCAACUAUCAUCAUUGUUAAAUAUCGUAAUUAUUGCAAUAUUAUACUGUUAUAGUGUUAGGUUAUUACGUAAUAAUUAAUAAUAAUUCUUAUAAAUAUAAAUUAUAAUUAUUUGGCAUUCGCUAUUCGCACUCGUCAGGCGUCGACCUCAAGAGUUUUUCAAUAAGAAAAUUACUCCGUUUCUCGUAAUCCAUAACAGAAGAACGCCCUCACCAGCUCAAGUGAUGGCUGCUACACAGUUUGUUAAGGACGCUGUUGCACACGAUCCUAUUGUUAUAUUCUCCAAAUCAGAUUGUGGCUACUGUCAGAUGGCCAAAGAAUGUUUUGAUAAGCUGAAAGCCACUUACAAGUCCAUUGAUUUAGACAAGAGAGAAGAUAUGGAUGAUAUUCAAGAUGCUUUAGAAGGAAUAACCGGCGCUCGUUCGGUUCCGCGAGUGUUUGUGAAUGGUGUAUUUAUUGGGGGUGGCUCUGACGUAAGAAAGAUGUCCCAAAAUGGCAAGUUGGAAGAGCUCCUAAAAAAAUAAUUAUAUACAACUAAGAUUAACAUACUUAAAUUAGGAACGACAUUUUAGCAUUAAAAAAAAAAAAUGUAUACUGCUUUCCAAGAACAAUUGUUUUAUUUCAAAAAGAUUCAUAAUAAAAAAAAUUACUUAAAUAUUA
This is a messenger RNA of Myzus persicae (green peach aphid), 777 nucleotides long. Its product is annotated as glutaredoxin-2, mitochondrial-like. The coding region runs from base 342 to 641 and encodes 99 amino acids. The transcript has 4 exons. Gene Ontology annotation, biological process: cellular response to oxidative stress. Gene Ontology annotation, molecular function: glutathione disulfide oxidoreductase activity. The record is from RefSeq and is a predicted model, not a curated record. NCBI's taxonomy places the organism in Eukaryota, Metazoa, Arthropoda, Insecta, Hemiptera, Aphididae. Gene Ontology annotation, cellular component: cytoplasm.